Messenger RNA from Syngnathoides biaculeatus (alligator pipefish), 2684 nucleotides. It is a transcript of the gene max, whose product is annotated as myc associated factor X. Gene Ontology annotation, molecular function: protein dimerization activity; DNA-binding transcription factor activity. The coding region runs from base 216 to 746 and encodes 176 amino acids. The transcript has 5 exons. Gene Ontology annotation, cellular component: RNA polymerase II transcription regulator complex. Gene Ontology annotation, biological process: positive regulation of transcription by RNA polymerase II. The record is from RefSeq and is a predicted model, not a curated record. NCBI's taxonomy places the organism in Eukaryota, Metazoa, Chordata, Actinopteri, Syngnathiformes, Syngnathidae.
CGCAUGCGCACUAUGCCGUGGUAGCUUGCCGUGUGGAGUGGAGUCACGUGGAGACAGUCCACACCGUUCUGUCCAAACAGAACGUGAGCGAAUGAGUCGCUCGCUACUACUAGCAAGCACUCAGUCUGUCUGUUCGAGCGCCGCUGGGCUGUGAAACAGAUUCAUGUUGUUUUUUUAGCCACGCGUCCCUUUAAACUUGACCAUUUUGUCGAAGAAUGAGUGAUAACGAUGAUAUCGAAGUCGAUAGUGACGAAGACUCACCGAGAUAUCACAAUGUGGCAGACAAACGGGCACACCACAAUGCGCUGGAACGCAAGCGUAGGGACCACAUCAAAGACAGCUUUCACAGCCUCCGGGACUCUGUGCCUGCCUUGCAGGGAGAAAAGGUUGGUAACAGUACUGGUGCACACCAAAACAGUCAGUCUACCAAACAGGCGUCUCGAGCUCAAAUCCUAGACAAAGCCACAGAGUACAUCCAGUACAUGAGGCGAAAAAAUCACACGCACCAGCAGGACAUCGACGACCUGAAGAGACAAAACGCGCUGCUGGAGCAGCAAGUGCGCGCUCUGGAGAAGGUGAAGGGCUCGGCGCAGCUCCAGGCUAACUACUCGUCAUCCGACAGCAGCCUCUACACCAACCCAAAAGGCAGCGCCGUGUCAGCGUUUGACGGCGGCUCCGACUCCAGCUCCGAGUCCGAACCAGAGGAGCCUCCCAACCGCAAGAAGCUGCGCGUGGACGCAAGCUAGGAAGCGCACAGCUUUGCGAGAGCGAGAGAGAGAGAGCCUUUUCAACGCUCUCGAGGCUCUUUGACCUUUCCACCUUACCCCCCAUCCCCCCUUUCUGGGUGGGCUCGCACUGGAGACUCAUGACCCCUCAAAACUCCUCACAACUGCCUCCUCGAGUAAGGAGAGCGCAGGGUUAAAAUUUUCUUCUCGCAACAAUCCAAAACCCCAAAAAGAGGCAGCUCAGCUACUCAAGAAUUUUUUUUUUUUUUAUUUUUUAUUUUUUUUUUAUGAUUGUGUGUGUGAAUGCUUGUUUGUUUCUACGUGCCCUGCUAUUGGCUGGCAACCAGUUCAGGGUGUACCCCGCCUCCUGCCUGAAGAUAGCUGGGAUAGGCUCCGGCACUCCCGUUGACCCUCGUGAGGAUCAGAAAAUGGAUGGAUGUUCUGCCACCAUGCGUUUGCAGAAGGUGCACACCAGACAAAGUCCUAAGCACUGCUAUAUAACAUAUAGAGUGGACCCCCGCUAUUGGUCGGGGAUAGGGACCGAGUCUGCCUGCGAAUAGUGAAUUUCGAGUGACAGCCAAUCACAAAUCUAAUGGCUGCCGUUCUAUUUGUGGUUGAGAAGUCAGUUGAGGGAAGGUUCCGUCUACACACACACACACACACACACACACCAGCAUUUUGCCUUCGUCUGUGAAAGCGUGGUUUAGUUUACAAAUCGGAUUUUUUUUUUUUGUACAGCUGACUAGAACUGUUCAUUGUCAAAAAGAUGCUCCAAUCCAGCAACUAUAACGUAGACCAGGGGUGCUCAAUGCGUGGAUUGCGGGGCAGUUUUGGUUGAUUUGGAAAAAAAUGAGACUUCACCCUCUUAUCCACCCUGACUGUCAUAUUGACCAAUCCUGGCCACUUCUGACACGUAUCACUGCGCAUCUGCACAUAGGGGCGCAUUAGGUCCAGUCGCCCGUUUUUUUUAAACGGCUGUCGCGGUGACGAUACACUAGUGCGCCACCCCCGCCUCCCUCUUAGGUAUAUCGCAGGAGGUUGGCAGCUUAAAAAGUAGAUCAUAGGGGCAAAAAACUUUGGGCACCCUUAAUGUAGACAAUAUUUGGUCAUGAAAAUAUAUAUAUUUUUUGUGAGUAAUGGAGGAUGGGAAAAGGAAGAAAAUGAAAUCCUAAUAGCUGAAUUUGGAAAUGCAUGUGACAAUGCGAGGGUCCACUGUAUUGUUAAUUUUUUUUUUUUUUUUAAAUUUAACACACCAAGAAGAAUUAUGGACAAUUUUCUCUUUUGGAACCACCACAAAUUGUACAUUUGUCGCUUUUUCCAUUAAAGAAUACGAAAACCCUUCAAGGAGAAACAUUUAGCGACACCCACCUCAGGCCCGCCGGAUCGCAGAUGUUUUGUGCUGCGACACAUUUGUUGACAUUUAAGAAAAAAAAAAGUUCCUGUGUUGAAAUGGAGAAGUUGAACGAAUUUGAAUCGCAUUCCUAAACUUGUAUCGUAUUUUGUCCUUUAGCUUGAAGUAGUGAUUGAGUUUAGGUGGCUGAACACAUUAGGCAGCUUGUUUGAGACAAAAAAGAUUAGUAAUGACUGGAUGUUUUCCAGCUCAAAUGUAUGUUAUGCAUUUUUGUAGUCAUCUCACAGGUCACGGAAAAACAUCGCUCAAACCGGAAUGUUCCAAAGUAGCUUCUGUCCUUUGCAGUACAAGAAAGCCAGUGAAGCCCCGCCACCGUUGACGUAUUGUGCUUGACAAAGUCCCAAAAUCCGUGUUUCUGUAACUUCCCCAAGGAAACAAAACAAGUGUUCAGGAAGAGUGUGUCUGUUCAUCGUUUCCAUUUUUUUUUUUUUUGUCCCAUUCCAUUCCAUGGAAAUUACAAGUAUGUUGUACAUACUGCCAACAAUUGUCUUGCAAGAUGAGGCCUACCUUUAAUAUGAGACUAUAAAAUAAACUAUUUUAUCCUUUAA